GCCUCGCCAUGUCGCUGCACGGGAAGCGGAAGGAGAUCUACAAGUACGAGGCGCCCUGGACCGUGUAUGCCAUGAACUGGAGCGUCCGGCCCGACAAGCGCUUCCGCCUGGCGCUGGGCAGCUUCGUGGAGGAGUACAACAACAAGGUCCAGCUUGUUGGUUUGGAUGAGGAAAGCUCAGAGUUUAUUUGUAGGAACACCUUUGACCACCCGUAUCCUACCACCAAGCUCAUGUGGAUCCCAGAUACCAAGGGAGUAUAUCCAGACCUGCUAGCAACCAGUGGCGACUACCUACGUGUAUGGCGAGUGGGUGAAACAGAAACCCGGCUGGAGUGUUUGCUAAAUAACAACAAGAACUCUGAUUUCUGUGCCCCGCUAACGUCUUUUGAUUGGAAUGAGGUGGACCCGUACCUACUAGGUACCUCUAGUAUCGACACCACCUGUACUAUCUGGGGUCUGGAAACAGGGCAGGUCUUGGGAAGAGUAAAUCUAGUGUCUGGCCAUGUCAAGACCCAACUUAUUGCACAUGACAAAGAGGUGUAUGACAUUGCAUUUAGCCGUGCAGGUGGGGGGAGAGAUAUGUUUGCUUCAGUUGGUGCUGAUGGUUCCGUGCGGAUGUUUGACCUCCGUCAUCUGGAACAUAGCACCAUUAUCUAUGAGGACCCGCAGCACCAUCCAUUGUUACGCCUUUGCUGGAACAAGCAGGAUCCUAAUUACCUUGCUACAAUGGCCAUGGAUGGCAUGGAGGUGGUGAUUCUUGAUGUCAGAGUUCCCUGCACUCCUGUUGCCAGGCUAAACAACCACAGAGCAUGUGUGAAUGGAAUUGCUUGGGCACCUCACUCUUCCUGCCAUAUCUGUACGGCAGCUGAUGACCAUCAGGCUCUCAUCUGGGAUAUUCAGCAAAUGCCUCGAGCCAUUGAGGAUCCUAUCCUGGCCUAUACAGCAGAAGGAGAAAUCAACAAUGUACAGUGGGCAUCAACUCAGCCGGACUGGAUAGCUAUCUGCUACAACAACUGUCUGGAGAUCUUGAGAGUGUAACAUUAUUGGGCCAUGCCAAAGCAAGGCACGGCUGUAUAAUUUUCCCCCUUCUAACGUAAGAACAAACGAGAUUCAGUGGCCAGUAUCUUUUUGUUGCUUUGCAUCUACUGUUCCAAGAAACUGUUACAAGAAUUGAUGGCAGGUGUCUGCGGUCCCAAAAAGACUAAAAAAAAAAAAAAAAAAAAA
Molecule: messenger RNA, 1223 nt
Organism: Alligator sinensis (Chinese alligator)
Lineage: Eukaryota; Metazoa; Chordata; Crocodylia; Alligatoridae
Gene: DCAF7
Product: DDB1 and CUL4 associated factor 7
Exons: 7
Coding region: 9-1037 (342 amino acids)
Cellular component (GO): nucleus
Molecular function (GO): protein binding
Source: RefSeq, a predicted model, not a curated record